Electrophorus electricus (electric eel) is the source of this 498-nucleotide messenger RNA. Its product is annotated as C-C motif chemokine 4-like. Gene Ontology annotation, cellular component: extracellular region. The record is from RefSeq and is a predicted model, not a curated record. Gene Ontology annotation, biological process: immune response. Gene Ontology annotation, molecular function: chemokine activity. NCBI's taxonomy places the organism in Eukaryota, Metazoa, Chordata, Actinopteri, Gymnotiformes, Gymnotidae.
CAUCCACAACUCUGAUCACUGGCCUGACUGAAGAAUCAGACAUGAAGACCUACUGCACUGUGGUCAUCGCUCUUCUCCUCUUCGCCUUCUGCUCUCAGACACUCACUGAAACCAGUCAUGAACCAAAUAAGUGCUGCUUCAGCUAUUUCAAAUCAAGAAUCCCUGAACGUGUAGUUAAGAACUUUGAGUUGACCAUCUCUACAUGCAAGAUCCCAGGUGUCAUAUUGCACACAAACAAGAAGCUGGAGAUCUGUGCAAACCCCACUCAGCUGUGGGUUCAGAAGCUAAUGAACGUCAUAAAGACUCGCAUGCAGAGUGUUCCUGUAACUACUGCUUCUUCUGGAGACAUUACACCUUAAGCUCCCUGAAUCUGAGAUGAAAACCAUAUAAGCUAUUCCACCCUUUCUUUUAAGCUGCCUCCUCAUUGCCAUCUUAACUAAAAAUGUAAUUCACAUUUUGAUUAUUCUAAACUUAUUGGAUUUAAAAUAUUAUAAAUUA